CUAGGCCGGUCGGCAAGUCGGGAGGAGGGACGCUCGCAGUGAAGAGUACGUUCUCGUCUUGCUCUCUUUUGUUCCCAUCGCCGUACUGGCUGGACCGGAAUGCGCUGGACCAUGCCGGACAACCACCGUUUCAAGGUCACACGACAGAGAAAUCCGUCUAGAACAAACUCCCGUCAGGCACAAGACUCGGGACGCUACGGCAACGACAAUAAUAAUACCGGCGCCCAUAGCCUCAACAUUACUUCGCUGCGACAGUACACACGCCACUGUGGAUGGAAUGCGUCGCAUGCUCCAGGCUCGCGGCAAAAGGGGCCAAUACGACCAGUCAUCUCGCCAAAAGUCAACAAUAUUUUGCGUCAUGCUGAAUCGGGCUGGUCUCCCCCCCUCAGUCCCUCCCAAAGCAGCAACCAUCCCAUCGCGAGAUCUACAACAUAUUACUAUUUUACUAGUGCCACCACGACCCCCUCACGCCCCCCUCUUCUCACGUAUAGGUACUUAUCUCUACAUAUACCCAUAUGCUACACAGUACGUAUAUGCCUAGGUAUGUACGUACACGUAUCGUAUAUACGUGUGCGAGUGUGUGUGUGUGUGUGUGUGUGUGUGUGUGUGUGUGUGUGUGUGUGCUCAGUUACUCAUAUGCUAUGGCGCUGGUGGUAGGGAUUCGUCGCGUGUAGAGGAGCACGAUGCCAACCUGCAGUGCAGAUGCUUUCGAUAGCAGCCCAACCAGGGGCUGCCCCAGAUCUUAGUCGGCAAAUAUCCAAGGACCCAACAAUUCUAGGGCCGCGACACCGUGGUACCUACGUCGUAGGGUUUACUGGCCAUCUAAUUUC
This is a messenger RNA of Durotheca rogersii, 830 nucleotides long. RefSeq lists its product as uncharacterized. The transcript has a single exon. NCBI's taxonomy places the organism in Eukaryota, Fungi, Ascomycota, Sordariomycetes, Xylariales, Xylariaceae. The record is from RefSeq and is a predicted model, not a curated record. Bases 100 to 657 code for a protein of 185 amino acids.